Trichobilharzia szidati is the source of this 963-nucleotide messenger RNA. NCBI's taxonomy places the organism in Eukaryota, Metazoa, Platyhelminthes, Trematoda, Strigeidida, Schistosomatidae. The record is from the annotation of a GenBank genome assembly.
AUGUUAUAUGUUGAAUUUCCGCUGCGUGUAAUCAUAACUAUUGAAGGAUUUAUUGGAGCUAUAUUAAAUUCUUUAUCAUUAUUUGUUGUGUUUAAAACACGUUUUGGUUCAAAGUCAACAACACUAAUGUUAAGAUUGCAACCCAUAUUCGAUAUGUCUGCGUGCUUUUUAUACGCAAUGUAUACAGCGACAGAGAAUGGUAGACCGACGAAAAUUUUAUUCUUAGAUAAAAUAUUAUGUUAUUUAUGGUCAAAUAAUAUUGCAUUUUGGUUAGGUGUUGUUUUAAGUGUACACAAUAUUGUAUGUAUUUCAGUUGAUCGUUUUAUUGCUGUAUUAUUUCCUAUUGUAUAUAAACAGCACCAGCUAUUGAUAAUUAUAAUGUUUGCUAUUUAUGAAUUCUGUAUGACAGGAUUAUUAUUUGUACCGAUAAUAUUUUUCCGACUUUUUAUUAAUGGUACAUGUACAUAUGUGACUGGACCAGAUGGAAUAGAUUCAAAUGUAUACAUUGCAUUUCGAGGAUAUACAUGGUUAAUAUUUCAAUAUAUUCUUCCAUUAAUUACUGUGACCAUGUGUCAUGCAGUAAUUGUCAUACAAAUGAAAAAGCGACAACGUCGAUCUAUAAAAUCUUCAUCAGUGAUUGAAAUUUCACAUACUGAUGGUAUGCAACAACGUGUAGACCAUGCAUCGAAUGAGAAUAAGAGGUUAGUUGGUUUAGUAGUGAUCACUGCACUGAUGUCAAGUCAACAGGCUAUACUGCAUUCAUACGAGAAUAUACGUUAUUUCUUGACAAUGUUAAACAUUGUCAUAUUUAGUUAUGGUACAGUUGGUCAACAAAUGGGACCAUUUCUGAUUCUAUUAAGUAGUUGUAUAAAUCCAUGUAUAAUUAUUGGAACAACAGUAUCAUUGCGUAGACAAUUUUCAAGUUAUGUACACAAAAUAUGGACCGUAAUCAGUAGAAAAUGA